AUGGCAAGUGGAGACAAUAGGACUGUACCUACUCAAAUUUCUGGGAUUCAGAUGCCUCCAUCUACUAGUCAUGCAAAUAAGCUUAAGAAGUUUAACGGAGUAAACUUCAAGAGGUGGCAGCAGAAGAUACUAUUUUACCUGACCAUUUUGGGACUUGCGAAGUACCUGACUGAAGAUGCGCUACUCAGUGAGAAAGAGAGUGAUAGGGAGACACUCAUGGCGGUGGAUGCAUGGAAUAAUUCUGAUCACUUAUGUCGAAAUUAUGUCCUGAAUGGCCUUUCUGAUGCCCUGUAUAGAAUAUACUGUGGCACGAAGUCAGCUAAGGAGCUAUGGGAAAUACUGGACCGCAAGUACAAUACUGAGAAUGCUACGUCCGGAAAAUUUAUUACAGGCCGAUUCUUGGAAUACAUGAUGCUAGCUCCAAGUUGGAGUGACUUCAGGAAUUAUCUAAAGCACAAAAGAAAGAAGAUGGAUAUGGAGACUCUUAUUGGCAAGCUUCGCAUUGAAGAUGACAACAGAAAGUUUGAUAAGAGAGCUUCAAAGGCUGGAUUGAAGGCUAAUGUUGUAGAGCAUGGUCAAAGCUCCAAUAACAAGAAGAAAACUAGCAAAUCUUCCAAGUUUGGGCCUAAAGGAGGAAUCUCAAAGAAAGUCAAGUUUCAAAGCAGGUGCUUUAACUGUGAUAAGAUGGGUCACAGAGCUAAGAAAUGUAGACUGCCAAAGAGAAAAAGAAACUAG
Ziziphus jujuba (common jujube) is the source of this 735-nucleotide messenger RNA. RefSeq lists its product as uncharacterized. Gene Ontology annotation, molecular function: nucleic acid binding; zinc ion binding. The transcript is spliced from 2 exons. NCBI's taxonomy places the organism in Eukaryota, Viridiplantae, Streptophyta, Magnoliopsida, Rosales, Rhamnaceae. Bases 1 to 735 code for a protein of 244 amino acids. The record is from RefSeq and is a predicted model, not a curated record.